AUGGGUUUUAUACCGUGCAUGAAGGCAUAUGAUGAAGACGAAGAUAAUUCCAAACAGAUCGAUAGAGAGAUCAAACAGUGGUUUAAGGUCUACGAUCAGGCAAUAAAACUACUUUUAUUGGGCACGGGCGAGAGUGGCAAAACUACUAUUAUAAAACAAAUGAAGAUUCUUCACAUACAAGGAUUUUCGGCGAGUGAACGCCAAGAAAAAAUCCAAUACAUCCGCCAUAAUAUACACGAAUCGAUCUACGACAUAGUACGACAUAUGUCCACCCUGAGCAUUGGUUUGCAGAACAUCAAAAACGUUCAGGCACAACAAAUAAUUCUACGGUGCGGACCAAACGGACCUCCAGAAUAUAACGAGGCUUAUUUCGACCACGUACGAAAUCUGUGGCGUGAUAGUGGAGUAAGGGAAUGUUUUAAGCGUUCCAACGAAUAUCAACUAAUUGACAGCGCCGAAUAUUUCCUGGAUAGAAUAGAUCUAAUAGAGAAACCAGACUACAUGCCAUCUGAUGCGGACAUUUUGAGAUGUCGACAAAAGACUACGGGCAUACAGAAGAUUGAGUUCAAAGUUAAGUUGCCAAAAUCUAUGCAAGGCGGUGUACAAGAUUUUUGGAUGUUCGAUGUUGGCGGGCAGCGGGGGGAAAGGAAGAAAUGGAUACAGGUAUUCGAAGGCAUCAACGCCAUCUGGUUUCUUGUGGCAUGCAGCGAUUUUGAUCAGACCCUGAGGGAAGAUAAUUCGCAGAAUCGACUCAAAGAGGCCCUUGUCCUUUUCGAAGAUGUCUGGCAGAGCAGGUACUUACAAAUAAACAAACUUUCUUCUACGUUUCUUAUAUUUAUGAAUCAAAUUAAGUUUAUUUUGAAACAGAUACAACAAGGUCAGAGCAUUGGCCGCUACUUUCCUGCCUACGAGGGUUACCGAGCGUCAGGAGACGAAUACAACAGAACAAGAUUGUUCAUAAGAAGUAUGUUUAUGGAAAUCACAAAUAAAAAAAGCGAACGACGCAAUCUGAAAGCGUCAACUGACAACUUCGUGGUCGGCGAAGCCACUAAAGUUCGCGAAUGCUACUACCAUUUCACGACCGCUACAGACACGGACAACGUCAGGACUGUCUUUAAAGAUGUACACCAGAUGAUAUUGACGAAAAUUUUGCAAUUAGACAUCCAGGCGCUUAUUUUGCGAGUGGUGGUUGGGUCCUUACUCGUGCCACCCAAGCUCCUCCAGGAAUGUCAGCAGCCUCUUGAGUUUGCUGAAGACUUCGUCUAA
Messenger RNA from Hyposmocoma kahamanoa, 1266 nucleotides. RefSeq names its product guanine nucleotide-binding protein G(f) subunit alpha-like (gene Galphaf). Bases 1 to 1266 code for a protein of 421 amino acids. Gene Ontology annotation, biological process: adenylate cyclase-modulating G protein-coupled receptor signaling pathway. The transcript has 11 exons. Gene Ontology annotation, cellular component: heterotrimeric G-protein complex. Gene Ontology annotation, molecular function: GTPase activity; G-protein beta/gamma-subunit complex binding; guanyl nucleotide binding. NCBI's taxonomy places the organism in Eukaryota, Metazoa, Arthropoda, Insecta, Lepidoptera, Cosmopterigidae. The record is from RefSeq and is a predicted model, not a curated record.